AUGGCCACACAAGGUGUUAAUGGACCCGUGCUCACCCCAACAUCCGCCCAUAUUGACUUGACGUCCGUCGCGCUGCAGGUUCUCCGUUAUUCGGCCCUCGUUGCCGGUCUCGUCUACGGCUUCUACCACCAGAACUCGAUCACAGCCCAGGCUAAGCAGGCCGAGGCUGGCCGUGAAUAUGCUCGUCAGGAACGUCUGAUUGAGCAGGCCAAGGCGGAAUGGAAGAAGAAGACGGCGCCCAAGGACAGCAAGACAGACAGUGGGGUCAUCACGGAUCCUAACGACAGCCGGUUCGACCUGGAAGCCUUCCUGAAGCUGAAGGCUGGGGAGCUAUAG
Aspergillus clavatus NRRL 1 is the source of this 336-nucleotide messenger RNA. RefSeq names its product ATP synthase subunit e. Gene Ontology annotation, biological process: proton motive force-driven ATP synthesis. Lineage: Eukaryota; Fungi; Ascomycota; Eurotiomycetes; Eurotiales; Aspergillaceae. Bases 1 to 336 code for a protein of 111 amino acids. The transcript is spliced from 3 exons. The record is from RefSeq and is a predicted model, not a curated record. Gene Ontology annotation, molecular function: proton transmembrane transporter activity.